Messenger RNA from Acromyrmex echinatior (Panamanian leafcutter ant), 337 nucleotides. RefSeq names its product chymotrypsin-2-like. Gene Ontology annotation, biological process: proteolysis. The record is from RefSeq and is a predicted model, not a curated record. Gene Ontology annotation, molecular function: serine-type endopeptidase activity. Lineage: Eukaryota; Metazoa; Arthropoda; Insecta; Hymenoptera; Formicidae.
UCAAUGAGCAAUUAAGCUUUCAACGAAGGAUAUUGCAGAGAAUGAUAUUGUUACAAUUGCUUUCUACGGGAUAUAGAAAACCGCUACAUGAAAAUUUGCAGAAAUUGUACACGAAAGCCAUGCUUCCGGAAAAAUGCCAAUCUUAUCAUGUUCAUUGAUAAAAUCGAAUUCUGUACUUUCAUCACUUAUGGAACUGGACUGUGCAACGGUGAUAGUGGUAGCGGAUUGAUUCGAAAUAGCGACAAUACAAUUGUUGGUCUGGUACCUGAUGGAAUAUCAUGCGCCGAGUGUUAUCCAGAUAUAUAUACUAAUGUCUAUUCAUAUGUUUCUUGAACAA